AUGCGCAACCAAGCGGUCGAGAUCGACGAGAUUGGUUCGAACCACAUCGCGCUUCCUCUGGAAACCUUCUGGAUCCUGUCGCCCAACGGGAAACAACUCGAGAUCCCGCAUGACCCUCCUCUGGCCAAUCAGAUCUGUCGACAGACGGUGGAGGGAAUGGAUUUCUUACACUCGAGAGGCAUCUGUCACGGGGACUUCCGGCCACAGAAUAUCCUGAUGAGGCUUAAAGGUGCUGGCCUCAAUCAUAUCGGACGGGACAAGAUGUACGACAUGCUAGAAAAGCCCGGCAUGGCUGAAGUUCUCACAGGAGAUGGCAAGCACAGCCUCAACGCACCGCGGCAUCUGGUCUCGGGCAUCAAGUAG
Anthostomella pinea is the source of this 363-nucleotide messenger RNA. Lineage: Eukaryota; Fungi; Ascomycota; Sordariomycetes; Xylariales; Xylariaceae. The record is from the annotation of a GenBank genome assembly.